GCAGAUUUAAAUGCUCGUGGCGCGGGGCUCCCGGGCGUGGAGGGAGCGGAGAGGCAGAGGACACUGCGCCAGCCUUGUCACGACAGGACACAAGCAGACCUUAGGCAAGUUCUGUGCUACCAGUCGUCCACGAUGAACGGUCAGGCCCCUCCUCAUGAUGUCAUAGUUGCCAAUGGGACUGAGAAGCUCAUUGUCCCUAAAAUCAAGAAGAACCAAUUCGGAGACAGCACUCCUUCGAGGCCCCAAGCAGAGGCUACCCUGCCUACCACAACCAGAAGUAUUGCUGGGGUAUAUGUGGAGGCCUCAGGGCAGACCCAGAGCAUCUAUGCUGCUAUGAAGCAGGGCCUCCUGCCCACUGGGCUUGGGCUGACUUUGCUUGAGGCCCAGGCAGCCACUGGGGGCCUCGUGGACCUUGCCCAGGGCCAGCUUCUUCCUGUGUCUGAGGCCCUAAGGCGGGGUCUGGUGGGAUUGGAGCUAAAGGAGAAAUUAUUGGCUGCUGAACGUGCAGUUACUGGCUAUCCCGACCCCUAUGGGGGUGAAAAGCUGUCCCUCUUCCAGGCCAUCAAGAAAGAAGUUGUAGACAGGACCCUGGGGUGGAGAUUGCUAGAGACCCAGCUAGCUACUGGGGGCCUGGUGGACCCAACCUGGGGUGUGCAAGUAGCCCCAGAGCUAGCCUGCCAGCAGGGCCUUUUGGAUCAGGAAACAUGGCUCAGCCUGGUGGAGUCAGAGCCCAGCAUGAGUACCCCUGGUUUUUCUGACCCCAACACGCUGGAGCAGCUGCCAUACUCAAUGCUGCUGGGUAGAUGUGUGCAAGACCCCAGCUCAGGGCUGCCCCUAUUGCCUUUAAAGACCACCUUCCACACCCUGGCUGGAGCAGCCAGUGCGGCAAUGCUGCUGGAGGCGGGGGUACUAAAUGAGGAGACAAUCCGAGGCCUGCAGGAGGGCACGCUGGUAGUGUCUGAUGUGGGCACACGUCCCGAGGUACGACGUUAUCUGGAAGGCACUGGAGGGUUAGCAGGAGUUGUCCUGUUGCCUGGAGGUCACAAGAAGAGCUUUUUCCAGGCUACGGUUGAACACUUGCUCUCAAAGGGCAUUGCACUACAACUCUUAGAGGCUCAGGCUGCCACCCGCACCCUCGUGCACCCAACCACAGGCCAGCGUCUUUGGGUGGAAGAGGCGGUCAAGGCCGGCCUGGUUGGCCCAGAACUUCACGAGCAGCUCCUGGUUGCAGAACAGGCAGUGACUGGGUAUUAUGACCCCUUCAGCAGCUCCCGCAUCCCCCUUUUCCAGGCUUUGAAGAAGGGACUUGUGGACCAGCCACUGGCUCUGCGUCUCCUGGAUGCCCAGUUAGCCACAGGUGGGCUUAUAUGCCCAGCCCGCAGAUUCCGGCUGCCCCUGGAGGCUGCCCUGCGCUUUGGCUGUCUGGAUAAAGAGACUCAGCAGCAUCUCUCUCAGGCAAUGGGCUUUUCAGAUCCUACCACACACGAUCGUCUUCACUAUGAACAGCUGCUGGCUCUCUCUGUCACUGACCCAGAGACAGGGCUUGCUUUCCUUCCUCUCCCUGGAAUGUCCCAUGCAAAUGAGCCCCAGGGGCCCACAUUUAUUGAUCACUGUACUCGACAGGUCUUGAGCAAGGCUACAACCUCCAUCUCUGUAGGGAGGUACCAGGGCCGGCCUGUCUCCCUCUGGGAACUGCUCUUUUCAGAGGCAGUACCCGUUAAGAAGAGGGUAAUGCUUGCCCAGCGGCACCAGAAAGGGGCUCUGUCAGUGGAGGAGCUGGCAACUGAGCUAAAGGGCAUUGUUGAGGAGGCUGCAGCAACUGCCAAAGUCACCUUUGCUGGGUUGAGGGACACUGUGACACCAGGAGAAUUGUUGAAGGCUGAGAUAAUCAACCAGGACCAGUUUGAGCAGCUGGAACGUGGUCAGACCUCAGCCCAAGAUGUGGGCAGCUUGGACUCAGUGCAAAGGUACCUGCAGGGCACAGGUUGUAUUGCAGGCCUAUUACUUCCUGACACCCAGGAACGGCUCAGUAUCUACGAGGCCCGGAGCAAGGGGCUCCUCAGGCCUGGGACUGCCCUGAUCUUGCUUGAGGCCCAGGCUGCCACAGGCUUUAUCAUUGACCCAAAGGAGAACAAGAGAUACUCUGUGGAGGAGGCACUGAGGGCGGGUGUCAUUGGACCCGAUGUAUACGCAAAGCUGCUGUCAGCAGAACGUGCCGUGACUGGUUACACGGACCCCUACUCUGGGGAGCAGAUCUCACUCUUCCAGGCCAUGCAGAGGGACCUCAUUGUGAGAGACCACGGCAUUCGCCUGCUGGAGGCCCAGAUCGCCACGGGUGGUGUCAUUGACCCUGUACAUAGCCACCGUGUGCCUGUGGACGUAGCCUACCAACGUGGCUACUUUGAUCAGAUGCUGAACUCUAUCCUGCUGGACCCAUCUGAUGACACCAAGGGCUUCUUUGACCCCAACACGCACGAGAACCUCACCUACCUGCAGCUUCUGGAGCGCUGUAUACAUGACUCUGAAACGGGCCUGCACUUCUUGCCCCUUAGUGGUACACGACCCCAGCUGGUAGAUGGCUCCACUCGGCAGGCCUUCCAGAAUCUACUGCUCUCUGUGAAGUAUGGACGGUUCCGGGGGCAGAGAGUUUCUGCGUGGGAGCUGAUUAACUCUGAAUAUUUCAAAGAGGACUGGAGGAGGCAGCUACUGCAGCGUUAUCGGCAGCGUAAGAUCACCCUGGAGCAGGUCACUCAGCUACUGGAGAAAGAGAUGAGGAGGUGGGCAGACAUCACACUGCCUGCCCUACAGGGCCGGGUCACUGCCUACCAGCUCCUUGAGGCUCAGAUCAUCAACCAGGAGCUCCUGGAUCAGGUGCUAACAGGGACAGUCAGCCCAGAUGCCCUCCUCCACAUGGGUGAUGUUCACAGGUACCUUCAGGGCUCAGGCACUGUGGGUGGUGUGCUGCUACAGCCCUCCAACCAGCGAAUCAGUCUCUACCAGGCCAUGAAGCAGAAGCUGCUGGCACCCAGUGUAGCUUUGGCCUUGCUGGAGGCCCAGGCAGCCACUGGAGCCAUCACCGACCCCUGCAGUAUGGAGACCCUGUCAGUAGAUGAGGCUGUGUGCCGGGGAGUAGUGGGAGCAGACGUAUAUGGCAAGCUGAAGCGGGCAGAACAUUCUAUCACUGGCUACAGAGAUCCCUUUUCUGGAAAAAAGGUGUCCCUGUUCAGGGCCAUGAAGAAGGGCCUUGUCCCUGUGGAGCAGGCGACCCGCCUCCUAGAAGCCCAGGUGUCCACAGGAGGGGUCGUUGAUCCCACAACUCACCUCCACCUCCCCAUGCCUGUAGCCGUCCAGCGUGGCUGCAUUGAUCGAGAGAUGGAAGUAACCUUGUCCAGAUCUCCUGAGACCUUUCCCACACCCGAUGGCCGGGGGCACACCAGCUAUGCCCAGCUUCUGGAACAGUGUCUCCAGGACAAAGCCUCUGGGCUUCACCUCCUGCCCCUGACAGAAGAUGCUCACAACGUCCCCACAGACACACAGAUCCAGGAGACCUUGGAAACAUCAAUUAGCACUGAAGAUGGCUUGUCUCUCUGGGACUUGCUCACCUCUUGCCACUUUACCGAGGAGCAGCGCAGGGGCUUCCUCGAGGAUGUGAGGGUCGGGAAGACUUCCGUGACGCAGCUCCAGGACACUGUACGCAGCUGGGUGCACGCCUCGAAGCUCCUGGCCCGGGCCCGCAUCUCUGUGCCAGGCCCACGGGGUGAGGUCCCUGCCACGUGGCUACGAGAUGCUGGUAUUAUUACCCAAGAGACACUGGAAGCACUGGCACAGGGCAUGCAGUCAUCUGACGAGGUAGCCAAACAGCCUGCAUUGAAGACCUGCCUCUGGGGUACGGGCUGUGUGGCCGGGGUGCUGCUCCAGCCAUCGGGGACCAAGCUGAGCAUUGCCCAGGCUGUAAGAGAUGGCCUCCUGCCCACAGGCCUGGGCCAGCAGCUGCUGGAGGCCCAGGUGGCAUCGGGCUUCCUUGUCAAUCCGCUAACCAACCAGAGAUUGUCAGUGGAGGGCGCAGUGAAGGCUGGCCUGGUGGGCAUGGAGCUGAGUGAACAGCUGUGGCAAGUAGAAAAGGCUGUGACAGGGUAUGCAGAUCCCCUUUCAGGAGGCUCCCUUUCUCUGUGGCAGGCCAUGGAGAAGGGGCUUGUAACCCAAAGCGAGGCCUUUCCUCUCCUGCAAGUCCAGCUGGCCACAGGGGGUGUUGUGGACCCCACCCACGGAGUGCACCUGCCGCAGGAAGUGGCCUACAAGCUUGGUCUCCUGGAUGAGCAGACAACCCGGGUGCUGUCAACCACUGGGAAGGAAAACAAGCUCUUUUUUGACCCCAACUCCCGGGAGAAAGUGACAUACCAGCAGCUCAAGGAACUCUGUGUGCUGGAUGCUGACACUGGCCUGUGGCUACUGCCCCUGCCCGAGGACACUGUGCUUCAGGUGGAUGACCAUACUGCGGUGGCACUGAGGGCUAUGAAGGUCCCCAUCAACAUGGGGAGGUUCCAAGGACACAGUGUGUCACUCUGGGACCUGCUACACUCUGAGUAUGUUGGAGCUGAAAAGCGGAAGGAGCUGGUGGCACUUUGCUGUUCCGGGAGGGCCGCUGCUCUGCGACAGGUCAUCAGUAUGGUCACCACCCUGGUGGAAGCUGGGGAGAAGCAGCCCCCGCAGGCCACCUUCAAAGGGCUCCGGAAGCAGGUUUCUGCUGGGGACUUGUUUAGGUCCCAGCUGAUCACCAAGCAGACACUGGAUGAGCUCAAUCAAGGAAAGAGAACAGUCCAGGAAGUGACAGAGAUGGACAGUGUGAGGAGGUCCCUAGAAGGGGGCAACUUCAUUGCUGGGGUCCUUAUUCAGGAUACAAAAGAGAAGAUGAGUAUCCCAGAGGCCUUGAGAAGGCACAUUCUUAGGCCAGGCACAGCCCUGGUGCUGCUGGAGGCACAGGCGGCCACCGGUUUCAUCAUCGACCCUGUGGAGAACCGGAAGCUCACUGUAGAGCAGGCGUUCCAGGCAGGGAUGUUUGGCAAGGAGACCUACACGAAGCUGUUAUCAGCUGAGCGGGCUGUCACCGGCUAUACAGACCCUUACACAGGAGAACAGAUCUCUCUCUUUCAGGCCAUGCAGAGGGACCUCAUCGUCAGGGACCACGGCAUCCGCCUGCUGGAGGCCCAGAUCGCCACAGGUGGCAUCAUCGACCCUGUCCACAGCCACCGUGUCCCUGUGGACGUGGCCUACCAACGUGGCUACUUCAAUGAGGAGAUGAACCGCAUCUUGGCUGACCCAAGCGAUGACACCAAGGGCUUCUUCGACCCCAACACGCAUGAGAACCUCACGUACCUGCAGCUGCUGGAGCGCUGUGUGGAGGACCCAGAGACGGGGCUGUACAUGUUGGAAAUUGUAAAGAAAGGAGAGACUUACGCGUACGUCGACGAGGCCACGAGGCAAGCUCUGAGAUCCAGAACUGUGAAAAUGUACGUAGGGAGGUUUGCAGGCCAGAUGGUGUCUGUGUGGGACCUGUUAUCUUCCCCGUAUUUUACAGAAGGCAGGAGAAGAAAGCUCUUACGGGAGUACAGAGCCCAGAACAUUGGCCUGGAGAACCUGCUGGAGGUGAUUACCUCUACCGUGGAAGAAACGGAGAAGCAAAGCCAAAUAUUCAAGGUGCCGGGCAUCCAUGGCGAAGUGACGGCUGCAGAACUGUUCAACUCCGGGAUCCUCGAUAAGAAGACCCUGGAUGCUCUCCACAGUGGGGAGAGAGGGUGCCAGGACCUCUGCCGGCUGGAGGAUGUAAAUGUCUCCCUGGAAGGCAGCAACUGCAUUGCUGGGGUAAUAGCACCUCUAACCCAGAAGGUCAUGAGCUUCUAUGAGGCCAGCAGGGAAGAGCUCAUCCCCGCAGGGUUUGCAGCUCAGUUGCUGGAGGCACAGGCCGCCACUGGGUACCUAAUGGACCCUGGCACCCGCCAGAAACUAUGUGUGGAUGAGGCUGUAGCAGCUGGCUUGGUGGGUGAAGACUUGAGGGACAGGCUUGUGAAUGCAGAGAAGGCAGCAAAGGGCUACGAAGACCCCACCACAGGGGAGACUAUCCCGCUGUUCCAGGCCAUGGAGAAGAAGUUAGUUGGGAGGGAAGAGGCACUGAAAUUACUGGAGGUGCAGGUGGCCACAGGUGGGGUCAUUGACCCACAGCACCACCAUCGAGUCCCUCUAGAUACAGCCUGCCGGCGGGGCUGUCUGUGCGAUGACACUGUCCUUCUCAUUGCUGACCAAAAGCACAUGAGGAAAAGGUUUGUGGAUCCCAACACACAAGAAAAGGUCACAUACCAAGAGCUGCAGGACCGGUGCCAGCGGGAGGAGAAGUCAGGCUGGGCUCUGUUCCCAGUGGUCAAGGACAAGAGGGACAUGGAAUAUGUUGAUGAGGCCACCAAAAGAGCCCUGGAGGCAGAGCAGGUUGAAGUGACUGUGGGGAGGUACAGAGGCCAGAGGCGAUCCGUGUGGGAACUGCUGAACUCAGAGUAUGUGUCAGAGGAAAAGAAGAUUGAACUAGUGAGGCUGUACAAAGAGGACACAGCCCGCGCACUGCAAAAGGUGGUAAAGCUUAUUCUACAAAUGAUUGCAGACAAGGAAAGGAAAGGCAGGCAACUCUGGUUCAGAGGUCUACGAACUCAGGUCACAGCCGAGGAACUGCUGAGGUCAGCAGUCAUCACCAAACAGACUCUGGAGGACCUGGAAGAAGGCAGAGCCACAGUUGAUCAGAUUGAACAGAAGGAAGACGUGACCAGAUACCUCAAGGGCACCAGCUGCAUAGCUGGCGUCCUGGUGCCCGUCCAAGGAGAGCCUGGCCGUCACGAGAAGAUGAGCAUCUAUCAGGCCAUGUGGAAGGGAGUGCUGAGGCCAGGCACAGCCCUGGUGCUGCUGGAGGCUCAGGCAGCCACAGGCUUCAUCAUCGACCCAGUGCACAACCGCAGACUGUCUGUGAAGGAGGCCGUGGCUGCAGGCGUGGUGGGUGGAGAGAUCCAAGAGAAGCUGCUGUCUGCUGAACGUGCUGUCACUGGAUACACAGACCCCUACACUGGGGAACAGAUCUCCCUCUUCCAGGCCAUGCAGAGGGAGCUCAUAGUCAAGAACCAUGGCAUACGUCUGCUGGAAGCCCAGAUCGCCACGGGUGGUGUCAUUGACCCUGUGCACAGUCACCGUGUUCCUGUGGAUGUGGCCUACCAACGUGGCUACUUUGAUGAGGACAUGAACAGCAUUUUGGCAGACCCUGGGGAUGACACCAAGGGCUUCUUUGACCCCAACACGCACGAGAACCUCACCUACCUACAGCUUUUGCAGAGGGCUACCGUUGACCCUGAGACGGGGUUGUUGUUUCUCUCCCUCUCUAAGGGCUGAAUUUCUUUUUGUGAUAUCCUGAGGUUUUAUAGAAGGCACCUGCGCAUUCUUAUAGACCUUGACUUGGAUCCUUUGAUUCCCUCCGUACUUUCUGCUCUUGUUUAUCUGGGUUUAGGUUAUGUUCCUUUCUUCCUACCCUGCCUGCUUCUGAUUGGUAAUUUUGUGUCUGGUACAUCUUCUCUCUCUUUUUCUUCAUCUUUUUCCCUCUACAAUUUUCUUAUGACUGUUUUCUUUUGUUGUUUCAAUGGGAGCAUGAGCUCGGAGGGAGAUUUUUUGUUUCUGUUUUUGUUUUAGUUUUUGUUUUCGGAGACAGGGUUUCUCCACUGUAGCCUUAGCUGUCCUGGUACUCACUCUGUUGCGCAGCCUGCUUUCAUACUCAGAGAUUCACUUGCCUCCCCCACCUCCUCCAGAGGUCUGGGAUUAGGCACCACCACUGCCUAGCCAAGGAAGUGGUCUUUUAACAGAGGUUAUCUCUCUAUUCCAGACAGCACUGUAGUCAUUCACCUUGUAGUGCACACUGGCCUUUUCUAUUGGUCUCCCAAGCACUGGGAUUGCAUGCAUAAAGCACCAUGUUUGGCCAAGAUCUUCAACAUUUUCAAUGUAUGGGCCACUUUGUCCAUGGUGUGUCUUGGUUUGCCGUCUGUAUUUUGUAUGACGUUGCUCAUCUUCUCUCCUUGUACCUUUGAGACAUCUCACAGUUUGGUGUCUUACAACUUUUAUUGGCUACAUGUCUUUUGAUAAUAAAUGAAUUUUCUGCUCU
Messenger RNA from Mastomys coucha (southern multimammate mouse), 8179 nucleotides. It is a transcript of the gene Eppk1, whose product is annotated as epiplakin 1. The record is from RefSeq and is a predicted model, not a curated record. Gene Ontology annotation, biological process: intermediate filament bundle assembly; wound healing. Bases 133 to 7419 code for a protein of 2428 amino acids. The transcript is spliced from 3 exons. Gene Ontology annotation, cellular component: cytoskeleton; membrane; cytoplasm. Gene Ontology annotation, molecular function: keratin filament binding; structural molecule activity. Lineage: Eukaryota; Metazoa; Chordata; Mammalia; Rodentia; Muridae.